This is a messenger RNA of Lactuca sativa (garden lettuce), 1400 nucleotides long. It is a transcript of the gene UMAMIT36, whose product is annotated as nodulin MtN21 /EamA-like transporter family protein. NCBI's taxonomy places the organism in Eukaryota, Viridiplantae, Streptophyta, Magnoliopsida, Asterales, Asteraceae. Gene Ontology annotation, molecular function: transmembrane transporter activity. Gene Ontology annotation, cellular component: membrane. The record is from RefSeq and is a predicted model, not a curated record.
CUGCAAAAACUCUCAAAGUAGCUUCACCAUUUCCUCAAGGGUUACUCUCUCUCAUCCUUCUCUCUCCUCUCUCCGUCACAAAUUUAAACCCCUUUAAAUGGCAUUGUCUGCAACAAAAAUCUUGACUAUCUAGAGAGAGAAACAAACGGAUAUACACAGAGAGAGAGAGAGAGAGAGAGAGAGAGAGAGAGAGAGAGAGAGUUAUAUAUGGAGACGAAGGUUAUGGUGAUAGGUGAAGUAGUACCAUGCAUGUUAAUGGUGUUAAUGGAAGUUUGCACCAUCGGGUUAACGAUACUGGCUAGUACUGUCUUGUCGAAAGGGCUAAGUCCUUUUGUGUUCGUCGUCUACACCAACGCCCUUUCUUCGAUCUUUCUCCUCCCAUACAACUCCUUCAUCGGUCGUAGAAACAAGAGAGACGAUCUUAUCCCGCAGUUUCUUCUUCUCGGUUUCGUAGGGGUGACAAUGGCGCAAAAUCUAGCGUUUGUUGGCUUGAGUUAUAGUUCACCGAUCGUUGCUUGUGGAAUGGGCAAUUUAAUCCCCUCUAUUUCGUUCAUUCUGGCUGCUCUUUGCAGAAGAACAAACGUGGAUCUGAAAAGUUCAAGUACGCGAGCGAAAUUGAUUGGUACUUUGAUAUCGAUCAUCGGAGCUGUGUCCCUAACUCUCUACAGGGGUCCGGUGAUCAAGGACUCUUCGGCCCAUCUUCGGUUGGCUCCUCGAUUGUUCGUUUUCUUAUCAAACAACGAACAUUGGGUUGUUGGUUGCAUUCUUUUCGCAACUGCUUCUCUGACGUUCUCAGUAUGGAACAUUCUUCAGGUGGGAACUCUUGAAAAAUGCCCAGACGUGAUGACAGUGGCUUCUAGUUAUAGCUUGUUUGGGACAGUGCAAUCGGCCUUGCUUGCUUUAAUCAUUGAAAGAGACCCUAAUGCUUGGCGGUUGCAAUUUGACAUGGGACUCCUUGUCAUUGUCUCGACAGCAGUAUUUGCAAGCCUGAUUAAAAGCCAUGUACACAUGUGGUGCAUACAAAGAAAAGGCCAGUUUUAUGUGACUAUGUUCAGACCUCUCGGGGUUCCAAUAGCUAGCACGUUUGGUUGCAUCUUCUUUGCUGAAACUUUUCAUUAUGGAAGCAUGAUGAGUGCAGCAAUUACAGGAAUCGGAUAUUACACAAUGAUGUGGGGCCAAAUGAGAGAGGAUGAAAGUAGGAGGGGUAAAGUGGAUUUAGUGGAAGAGAGAACUCCUCUUUUGCAAGAAGAGGAUCAAGUUUAAAUUAGGGACUUUCAUUUCAUAUAUAGAGUUAAUAAUGGCGAGGGUUUGUUUUAGAGGCCCUAUGAGCUUGUGUGUGCAUAGUAAAUACUAAUGUACAUUACUAUAUUUUUGAUAAUACAAAUUUAUAUAUUAUUUUA